Solanum stenotomum is the source of this 966-nucleotide messenger RNA. RefSeq names its product F-box protein At4g00893-like. The record is from RefSeq and is a predicted model, not a curated record. The transcript has 2 exons. Gene Ontology annotation, molecular function: protein binding. The coding region runs from base 1 to 966 and encodes 321 amino acids. NCBI's taxonomy places the organism in Eukaryota, Viridiplantae, Streptophyta, Magnoliopsida, Solanales, Solanaceae.
AUGGAAGAAGAAGAGUACAUUAGAACAAGGAUUUCAUCAAGAGCAUGGUGUGAUCUACAUCCAGAGCUUUUAAGUGAAAUAGCACAGAGUUUAGGAAUAAUUGAUCUUCUAAGCUUUCGCGGAGUUUGCAAAGAUUGGCGUUCUGCUUCCUUCACAGCUUCUGCCUCCAUUGAAUCAACGUCUCGUGACUCAAAGCUCUAUUUCCUUCUUCAUAAUGAUCGCGAUGAGAAUACUAUCUUAUUUAAUCCAACCACCAACAAGAAUUACACCAUCAAUAUCCCCGAGUUGAAAGAAGCAACUUGCCUUGCAUCAACUCAAGGUUGGUUACUCAUAUCACAAAGAGGUAACCUUUUCUUCUUCUGCCCUUUCUCUCGCGUGAAAAUUGACCUCCCACCUAUUCAAGGACUAGAAAACACUCCUGCGGCUGCUGCUGCAUUUACCUCACCCCCUUCCUCAAUUGAUUGUGUUACGGCUAUCAUUUACAAGGAAAAUGAUGAUAUUGUGGAGGUAAACGUCCUAGAACGCGGAGCUAGCAUGUGGAUUAAGUAUGAAUAUGAUCUCAAACAUAAUCAAAAGAGUUUUGGUGAUGCUAAAUGUGCUACUUUUCAACAAGGAUGUCUCUAUUUGAUGGAUGGUUUUAAGAAGUUGUUGACAUUCACAUUGGAAGAUAAAAGUUUUGAGAUGUUCUUAGUAAUUGAGCAAUCUAAGGAUCCAAAUUUGGAAACAUUGUCAUUUAGGUACAAGGACAAACUUUUUAGUAGAAGUAAUUUGAAAAAACAGAUGAAUCUUGGUGAUGAUGUUACUAUUACUACUUGUGGUGCUACUUAUUUUGGAAGUGAUUUUGAAGUUUUGAUCCACAAUGAAAACAUUGAGGCAAUGGAAGGAACAAAUGCUCAACAUUUCAAAGGAAUUUGGAUUCAGCCUAGAUUCUUUCAACUCCCUCCAAAUUAUAGUUGGUCACUUUGA